Onychomys torridus (southern grasshopper mouse) is the source of this 1745-nucleotide messenger RNA. RefSeq names its product poly(rC) binding protein 1 (gene Pcbp1). The record is from RefSeq and is a predicted model, not a curated record. The transcript has a single exon. Lineage: Eukaryota; Metazoa; Chordata; Mammalia; Rodentia; Cricetidae. Gene Ontology annotation, molecular function: mRNA binding; single-stranded DNA binding. Bases 286 to 1356 code for a protein of 356 amino acids. Gene Ontology annotation, biological process: positive regulation of transcription by RNA polymerase II. Gene Ontology annotation, cellular component: cytoplasm; nucleus; nucleoplasm.
AAGCGGGCUUCCCGCCCCGCCCAGACCGCCGAGGCUGCCGCCGGAGUCGCCACCACCGCGCCCUCGCCCACCCGCCCGUCCGCCGCUCCCGGCCCCGCUCGCCCCCGCCGCCGCCGCCGCUCGCCUUGCGACGCCGCCGCGGCCUCCCGCCCGCGCCCGCCCGCUCCCGCGGCCCCCGCUCGCCUCGCGCCGGCAGUUCGGGGCCUACUCCUCCCCUCCCCCGCCAGCCGCCCAGGACUUGACCACGUAACGAGCCCAACUCCCGAACGCCGCCCGCCGCUCGCCAUGGACGCCGGUGUGACCGAAAGCGGACUCAACGUGACUCUCACCAUUCGGCUGCUGAUGCACGGAAAGGAAGUGGGCAGCAUCAUCGGGAAGAAAGGGGAGUCGGUGAAGAGGAUCCGCGAGGAGAGCGGCGCGCGGAUCAACAUCUCGGAGGGGAACUGCCCGGAGAGAAUCAUCACGCUGACCGGGCCCACCAAUGCCAUCUUUAAGGCCUUCGCCAUGAUCAUCGACAAGCUGGAGGAAGAUAUCAACAGCUCCAUGACCAACAGUACGGCGGCCAGCAGGCCCCCGGUCACCCUGAGGCUGGUGGUGCCCGCCACCCAGUGUGGCUCCCUGAUCGGCAAGGGCGGCUGCAAGAUCAAGGAGAUCCGCGAGAGCACGGGGGCCCAGGUCCAGGUGGCGGGGGAUAUGCUGCCCAACUCGACCGAGCGGGCCAUCACUAUCGCCGGCGUGCCGCAGUCGGUCACCGAGUGUGUCAAGCAGAUCUGCCUGGUCAUGCUGGAGACGCUCUCCCAGUCUCCGCAGGGGAGAGUCAUGACCAUCCCGUACCAGCCCAUGCCGGCCAGCUCGCCCGUCAUCUGCGCGGGCGGCCAGGAUCGCUGCAGCGACGCGGCGGGCUACCCCCACGCCACCCACGACCUGGAGGGACCCCCUCUAGACGCCUACUCGAUUCAAGGACAACACACCAUUUCUCCGCUCGAUCUGGCCAAGCUGAACCAGGUGGCAAGACAACAGUCUCACUUUGCCAUGAUGCACGGCGGGACGGGAUUCGCCGGAAUUGACUCCAGCUCUCCAGAGGUGAAAGGCUAUUGGGCAAGUUUGGAUGCAUCUACUCAAACCACCCAUGAACUCACCAUUCCAAAUAACUUAAUCGGCUGCAUAAUCGGGCGCCAAGGCGCCAACAUCAAUGAGAUCCGCCAGAUGUCCGGGGCCCAGAUCAAAAUUGCCAACCCAGUGGAAGGCUCUUCUGGAAGGCAGGUCACUAUCACUGGCUCGGCUGCCAGUAUUAGCCUGGCCCAGUAUCUAAUCAAUGCCAGGCUUUCCUCUGAGAAGGGCAUGGGGUGCAGCUAGAACAGUGUAGGUUCGCUCGUAACCCCCUUCUGCUGUUUUCCCAUGAUCCAACUGUGUAAUUUCUGGUCAGUGAUUCCAGGUUUUAAAUAAUUUGUAAGUGUUCAGUUUCUACACUUUAUCAUCCGCUAAGAAUUUAAAAAAGAAAAUCACAUUCUCUGUUCAGCUGUUAAUGCUGGGAUCCAUAUUUAGUUUUAUAAGCUUUUCCCUGUUUUUAGUUUUGUUUGGGUUUUUUGGCUCAUGGAUUUUAUUUCUGUUUGUCGAUGAGAAAUGUAAGAGUGGAAUGUUAAUAAAUUUCAGUUUAGUUCUGUAAUGUCAAGAAUUUAAGAAUUAAAAAAUGGAUUGGUUAAAAACGCUUCGUAUUUGAACAAGCUGGGAAUUGCUAUCUUAAA